Messenger RNA from Monascus purpureus, 1427 nucleotides. Lineage: Eukaryota; Fungi; Ascomycota; Eurotiomycetes; Eurotiales; Aspergillaceae. The record is from the annotation of a GenBank genome assembly.
CCGAUAUCUUCGCUGCGGACAAGCGAGGUGCGGCCACGACCCUCUUCGCUGGUGCUCCCUUCCUUGGUCCAACCCUUGGACCCGUCAUCGGCGGCUUUCUUGGUGAGACUGCAGGUUGGAGAUGGGUCCAGGGGUUCCUGGCGAUAUUCACGGGGUUGAUCUGGAUCAUGGGAUGCUGUCUGGUGCCUGAAACAUAUGCCCCCUUGCUGCUUCGAAAGCGCGCAGAAAGACUAUCUAAGCUCACUGGCAAGGUCUACAGGAGCAAGCUCGACCUCCAACGCGGCCGUGUGUCCAUCAAGGAUGCGUUUGGUGCGGCCCUUCUCCGACCCUGGGUUCUUCUUUUUGCCGAGCCAAUCGUCCUGCUUCUCUCGAUCUACAUGGCUAUUGUGUAUGGAACGCUCUAUAUGCUCUUCGAUGCCUUCCCCAUUGUCUACCAGCAGCAGCGUGGAUGGAGUGAAGGCGUUGGAAGCUUGCCGUUCCUCGGCGUCAUGGUUGGCAUGAUGUCUGCUGUCCUUCUGAAUCUGUAUGACAACAAACGCUAUAUUCGCGUUCAUAAGAAGUAUAACGGUUUCGCCCCGCCGGAGGCUCGACUCCCUCCCACUAUGUUCGGCGGCAUUGCUAUCCCCAUCGGGCUCUUCUGGUUUGCCUGGACGGACAGCAAGAGUGUGCAUUUCAUGGUGAGCGUCAUUGCCUCAGCGCCAUUCGGAUUUGGAAUGGUCCUGGUCUUUCUAGGUGUCAUGAACUAUCUGAUCGAUGCAUACACGAUCUAUGCAGCGUCCGUUCUUGCGGCCAAUUCCAUCAUCCGGUCAUGUUUCGGUGCGGGAUUCCCUCUCUUCACGAUGUACAUGUACCAUAAUCUGGGCAUCCACUGGGCAACAUGUAUCCCGGCCUUCCUGGCGUUGGCAUGCGUUCCCUUCCCCUUUUUAUUCUAUCGGUACGGUUCUCGCAUCCGCAGACUGUGCAGGUACUCUGCCGAGUCGGACGAGUUCAUGAGGAAACUCGCGGAGAAGGCUACGACCCUGGAGGAAGAAGAAGAAGAGGAGGGAGGAAACGAGACAGAAAAGGCUGCCGAACCCGAGAAGGAGACGGAGGAAGAGGCGGCUACUCCCUACGCGCACGACCUGGAGGCAGAGUCCGCAUUGGGCAUGGUAUCUACUCGUACUUCAACGCGGUCUCGUGCGACACUUGAACGUGUCUCGACGACGUAUGAGGCGAGUCCAUUCGACAUUGAUCGUGUCAAUACAAGGAAUUCGGCCAUCACUCGGCGCUCGCGGUCACGGUCACGAUCGCGGUCGAGGAGUCGUCGGAAGCGCAUUCUCGGGUUAUGAGCGGUGCGUAUUUUCUGUUGAGAUUCAUUCAACCCGACAGACUUGUGUGUACCUUAGUAUAAUAAUAGGAUAUAAUGUGAAAUAAGUUUAUUGUACGGA